UGCGCGCAUGCGCACCUUGCCCAUUCCCACCACUACCUCCUCCCCCUGACCUCCCAAAACCAGGUCGCGGCCCCAUUGGAGGAGCCGCCCCCGGGACUGAGGGGAGCGGAGCCCCGCGGCUGCCAUGAGUGAUGCGGCGCAGCCCCCGCGGCCCGGGAUCGGUGUGGGGGUGGUGGUGACCAGCCCCUCGCACCCCAACUGCGUCCUCCUGGGCAAGAGGAAAGGCCCGGUAGGGGCCGGCACCUACCAGCUCCCCGGAGGCCACCUGGAGUUCGGGGAGAGCCUGGCCGAGUGCGCCGCGCGGGAGACGCUGGAGGAGGCGGCGCUGCGGCUGCGCAACGUGCGCUUCGCCUCCGCCGUUAACUCCGUGUGCGCCACCGCGCGCUACCACUACGUCACCGUCCUCAUGAAGGGCGAGGCGGAGCCAGGGGCGGAGCCGCGCAACCGCGAGCCCGACAAGAACGAGGGUUGGGAAUGGGUGAAGUGGAACGAGUUUCCUCCAGUGGAUCAGCUGUUCUGGGCCCUGCGCUGUUUGAGAGAGCAAGGUUACGAUCCUUUCACAGAAGAGCUCGAUCACCUAAAGGGGUACACGGGAAGUCACCAGCUGGACUAAAAACUAAGUGUACAUUAUGUAACAAACCAAAGGACAGACCUGCCUUUUUGGUGUUAAAAAGAACGUAUCAGGCUCACUCUUCUCAUGUGAAAGUUAUUACCCUUACUAAAGCCAAAAAGAUGCCAAAUGUUUCAGUGCUUUUGCCAUAUUUCAUGAGAGAGUUGUCUCCCAUUCCAGAGCUAUUUCUAUCUCUAUUAGUUAACAACUGAUGUUUUAUUUUAUAGAAAACUCAGAGUGUUUUGUCUGGUUAAUUUUUAUAUAGAUGAAUAGCCCUUAGAAAGUCAGAAUUAGUCAGUGAAGGUUACUCACUUGGAAACAGUUGUAGCAUCAGGCCCAGGGGAAACAGAUUUGUUUAAACCCCAGUCCUGCUUUCAAUGUAAAAUUACUUUGUAUAUCAGGCUGCUUUCCUGUAAUUAUAAAUCUUGGGCCAAUUUUUAAACUUAUCCUUGUCUCGUAGCCUCAGUUAAGAUACUGUUGUGAACAAAAGUCACAUUUUCUGGACAAUACGUGGUUCUGCAGACAGUAGUGCAUACUUGAAAAUAAUUUUUUAUAAACAUGGAAAUGUUUUGGUGGCUUGUCGCAGGUGUCAAGAUGGUGUCAUUCUGUAUGGCUACUGGGAAUUGAUAGAAUUGUUAAUUAUCAGUAAUGACUAAGUCAUUUAAUUGGUACUGAAUGAAACAACAGUACACAAAGAUAUACAUAUAUAUAUAUAUAUAUAUAUAUAAAGUAUAUAUAAAAAUCA
Molecule: messenger RNA, 1355 nt
Organism: Columba livia (rock pigeon)
Lineage: Eukaryota; Metazoa; Chordata; Aves; Columbiformes; Columbidae
Gene: NUDT15
Product: nudix hydrolase 15
Exons: 3
Coding region: 125-613 (162 amino acids)
Biological process (GO): dGTP catabolic process
Cellular component (GO): cytosol
Molecular function (GO): 8-oxo-7,8-dihydrodeoxyguanosine triphosphate pyrophosphatase activity
Source: RefSeq, a predicted model, not a curated record